Molecule: messenger RNA, 660 nt
Organism: Phalacrocorax carbo (great cormorant)
Lineage: Eukaryota; Metazoa; Chordata; Aves; Suliformes; Phalacrocoracidae
Source: RefSeq, a predicted model, not a curated record
AUGUGCUAUUCUUGUCUACUGAGUACAUUUCAAGUAACGUCAUCCUUCCCAAGCCAACGCUGGUAUGAAGGGCGGAAACUCUUCUUUCCACUCCUCUGUCAUUUGCUCCUGCUCCCAUCUGCUUGGUGGCACUGCCUUCUCAGUCCUUGUUGCAGACGGAUCUCCAGACACUUUCCCCUAAUUUUCUAGAGCCAGUGGCUUUUCAACCAAAGCUUCAUGUGAGGGGCUUCAUGUUGGCAUCUGGAGUACAUGUCCCAAAUAUGUCCAGCCCCACCUUCUGAUCCUAGUGCAGAGGAGCUGCCGACAGAUGGCAGUAGCUAUCCUCCUUCAAUACUGAGGAAAAGGCCAACUGUGGACCAAGCUGUGGGGGGAAGGCGGAAAGCAGAGAGAAGGGUUCGAUUUCGUGAGCCAGAAGAAGUCAUUGAACAUGCCAUUUCCUACUGUGACUACGUAGUGGUAGAUGACAGGUCAUCAUCUGGAUUGCCUGUGCUCCUGUGGCUCUCAUUUUGCGCAGUGCUGAUUCUUGCUGUGAGUCUCUACUAUGCCAGCACGAAGCAAGAUGUUAAAGUCCUGGAGGAAUUUCAAUCCCGACUUGUUAUCUUCUUUCUUCAGAUAAGACACGUUGCUCAGAAAUGCUGGACUUGGUUUAUGAGGCAGUAG